Drosophila hydei is the source of this 6795-nucleotide messenger RNA. RefSeq lists its product as uncharacterized. The transcript has 11 exons. The coding region runs from base 298 to 6789 and encodes 2163 amino acids. Gene Ontology annotation, cellular component: ER to Golgi transport vesicle membrane; endoplasmic reticulum exit site. The record is from RefSeq and is a predicted model, not a curated record. Gene Ontology annotation, biological process: Golgi organization; COPII vesicle coat assembly; autophagy. NCBI's taxonomy places the organism in Eukaryota, Metazoa, Arthropoda, Insecta, Diptera, Drosophilidae.
CUAUUGUAAUUUGCACCUAAUCCAAAAGCCGAAAACAAACGCAUGUCAUGCCAGAAGUUGUCUUCCAGCAACUGUAAAAACCAAUUGUGAAUUGUAAAUACAAAUCAAUCAGAAUGAAAACGUUAUAUACGCUCAGGUAUCGCUGCAUCCUAACGCGAAGUGAGCACAGCUGUCACUUGAAAGCUGUAUGGCAACUUUGCUCGAGCCCACAUACACAGACGCAGACACACACACAUGCAGUCUGAAAAAUAACUGUGAAUAUACGAUUGGUUUGCCCAGCUAACGCACUGCGACAACAUGUUGCACAAUAAUGCCAGCUGGCUGCCACCGCCUCAACAGCAGCAACAUAUGCAACAGCAACAACAACAACAACAGCAACAACAGCAGCAGCAGCAGGCACCUCAAAUUCAUCAUAAUCAGUCGCAGGCCCAACAGGCGCCACAGCAGCCGCUGUCGCAGCCGCAGCUGCAGCUUUACGCCAGCCAAAUGUUUACACAGCCAGGCCCACAAGUAUAUUGGCCAGAACAGGAACAGCAGGCGGUUCACACCUAUAAAAAUUUCUUUUCCGGCACAGCACAACCUAAGCCAGUGAGCUAUGCAACGCCUGCGACUGUAGCUGCAGCUGCUCCUGCUCCUGCUCCUGCUCCAGCUCCAGCACCUGCCGUUCCCAUGACCUAUGCACCGCCCGAUGUGAUGUCCACGCAGCAACAAUAUUAUCAAUCGGCACCAAUGGUGCAGCAGCAGCAGCAACAGCAACCAGACCCACAGACACAGCCAGCUGUGGAGCUCUUUGAAAAUAAUAAUAGUGGAAAAAAUGAUGGUUGGGGUGAUUGGGGCGAUUGGAAUGAUAACGUCAACAACAACAGUAACAACAACAGCGGCAUUAUCACCCAGAACGAGGCACCUCCUUCUUUACCUAACGUUGUGGAUGAUUCCUUCAGUGUGCAGGGUCAAAGCAGCUGGCACACCUUUAGUAACACCCUCAAUGUCAGCAAUAACAAUAAGGCCAGCAAUAAUAACCUUAGCGAAGCAGGCAAAUCAUUGGAAUUGCCACCUUUACUGUCGCCCUCCAUCGAGCAGCUGUCACCAGUGGCGGAUCCGGAACUGAAUGCCAUUGUGCCGCCACAAGCUUUCCAAAAUCAGCCACUACCCAUAGGUCCUUCAGUGGCAGGACCUCCAGUAGCAGCUCCUCUAUCGGCAGCGCCUCCAGUGGCUGCUCCGCUAGCAGCUGCCCCUCCUGUAGCAGCGACGCCUGUUUUGCCACCACCUGCGAUGGAUACAGCAGCCGGGAAUCCCUUCAAGCGCUCCGGCGGACUAAGUCAGCGGGUGAAUAUAUUGGCAACAUCAGGUGCAGCUCCAGCAGCAACACCAACGCCAAUUGUGCCCAUCGUAGCUGCAGCGCCUGUGCAGAUGCUGCUACCGGAACCCAAUCAGCCGGAGCAGCCCUAUGAGAAUCAGGAGGUAUUGCUGGCAGCGCCAAAUGACGAACGUGCACAGUACCUGCAGACCAGUCACCUGUCCGAGCAGCACGAGGAGGAGGCCAAUGAGGGCAACUGGGAGGCGGAUGGGCUGUUGCCACCGCCGGGAUUGUCGCGUCUUGUGCUUGGACAGCCGGAACUGGUGGAGCGGCAACGAUUGGUCACUGGCACCGAGCAGCCGCCCAGUCAUCUGGCCAAUGCGCUGCACAUGUCCGAUCGUCAGGCCGAUGGCGAGGAUACCUCCGAUGGUGAGCAGCCAACGCGCACGGACCUCUUCCACCAGCAGCAGCAGCAACAACAACAACAGCUGCAACAACAUCAACAGCAGCACCAGCAGCAAAAGCAACAUCUGCAGCAACAGCAACAGCUGCAGCCAUCGGCGCGUCGCGUGGUAACAGGUGUAGAGACUCACGCCCAAACCGUUGUGCUGUCCGGAGAGCAACGUGAGGUGGUGCUGGAUGGCGAGAACCUGGAGGAUCAGCGACCAGUGCAGCAGUCAGUGCCGCUGACAGUGCCACCAACAACAACAGCAGCAGGAGGAGGAGGAGCAGCAGGUAAAAGUGCGACGGCAACAGCUGCUGCCAACGAGCUGGAUACGGAAAUACAUCAAACACAUCACAUUGGCAGCGAGGAGAUUGAGACAAGCACGCAGCUGCAACAGCAGCAACAACAGCAACUGCCGCUUGAUAAGAAACAGCAACAGCAACAUUCACGUGGCAAGCCGCGUCAUGUGGCCUCACUCGAUCUGGAGUCGGAGGAUGAGUCCGAGGAUGAAUGGUUGCUCAGUGAUAGGCAUGAUCUGCCGCCGCGGCGACAGGCGGAUGAGCGCAGCGUGCGCAGCUUGCGCAACAAUCGUCGUCAUUACAGCAACAACAACACUAGCAACAACUAUGAAGGCGAAACGGAGGAUUCCGCACGUGCCGUAGGCGGCGGAGGCGGUGGCGGCGGAGGCGGAGGAGCAGCUUUCCACAACGAAAGCAAUAGCAGCAGUAAGUCCGGGCGUGACGCGAAACGACGCAGUCGCGAUGCGGACCAACAUCGAAGACACGAACCGGAGCGCAGUGGCAGGGAGCGCAGUGAAAGAGAACGGGAGAGGGAGCGUGAAAGAGAACGUGAACGUGAACGGGAACGUGAAAGGGAGCGCGAACGAGAGCGUGAUCGCAAUCGGUGGCGACGCGACGAGCAGCCCUAUGGCCGACUCACUCGGUACAGCAACAACAAUAGCAACUAUGAUGGCGAAUCGGAUGCAGCCGUCCCAGCGGCAGUCAGCGAUGCCGAUGGCGAUGGCGGUGGCGGCGGCAGCGGUGGCGGUAGCGGCGUAGGCGUGCGUAAAAGCAAAGGGAAUCGUCAUAAUCGCAGCGCUGCAGCAGCUGACGAUGACUACGAUGCCUACGAGAUGCGAUCGAUGCCACGCGGUGCCAGUCACUAUCGUUCGCGACGAGGUGAGAAACAGGCGCAGCCCUCGCAGCAGGACAAACUGCGCAGCAGUCGGCGCAGUCACGAUGGCAGUGAUCGAGCGCGUCAUUCGCAUCACUCCGAUUGGCAGCAGCAGCAUUGGGAUGCCCGCACCUACGAGGGCUAUCGCAACAAGAGCUCGCGCAACAGCGAUCUGGAGAAGGAGCUCAUCAAUGGUGGCAGCACUGGCGGCGGCGGCGGCGGCAGCAGCAGCGGUGGCAAACGUCGCAACUACGAACAGUAUGCGAAUCCAGCGGCCAGCUUCGACCCGUUCAGCAUGUACGAGCAGAUGUCGCGUAAUCCGCACGCCUAUGCGGACAUGUAUGCCAAGUUCUAUGGCCAAAUGAUUAACUCAAUGACAGCGGCGGUAAAUGCUGUUGCCACAACGAAGUCGGUGAAGCAACCGUCGCACGAGCAAUUAGCAGCAGCAGCUGCUGUCGGUCUGGAUCCAAGGCAUUUGAUGGCCGGCGGCAUCGGCGUCGGCGUCGGCGUCGGCUCCAACGCUGCAGCUGGCAAUGAGGAAGCUCUACUCAGUGAGCGUGAACGGUACACACACGCAUACAUAACACAAGCCAAUGAAUUCCAUCGUCGUCGCCAACAAUACAACGAGCAACUGAAUAUCUAUCAGCAACAUCAGCAACAUCAACAACAUCAACAACAUCAACAGCAACAGCAACAUGCUUAUACGGAUCUAUUGAACAGCACACUGGGGGGCGACGACAGCGCCAGCCUCUAUGGCAGCGAUACGCACAGCAGCAAUCGACGUCUGAUGUUGGCUUCUUAUGGCAUCUCCAGCGCUCGUUCGUUAAGCAACUUGAACUGUGAGGAUGCAACGCUAGCCGGAUAUAAGCGUUAUUAUGCUGGCUCGGAGUGCGGCGUCGAUAUCAGAGCUGCUGUUGGCGCGACAGCUAUGGAUGCCACAGCAAUGGGCACCAUGAGCGUGGCACGUCCGCCGCGACGUCGCACACCGCUGCUGCACAAUCAACCGCAUCUGGUGGGCAACUACUCGAUGAGCGUGCUGCUGAGUGUGCGUCCCAUGUACGCUGGACCCGGACGUUUGCGCAACGAGGUGGAUGUGGCAGCGCCAAGGAUCAGGGAUGCCACCAGCAGCCUGCUGCGCGCUUAUCCCGGCCCGUUGCAGGGCCGCAAGCUGCACAAGGACAAGAUAAUUAGCUUCUGCAAGGAGCAGAUACGCUUGGGUCCGGCGCGUUCAUGCAGCAUUCUGUAUGCCACGCAGACCAAGCCGCUGGGCAGCGUGGACAAGUAUCGUGCCUCGCACGCGCUCAUGUGGCAUCUACUCAUACUGUUGCUGCGACAAAAUGGGGUGAUUGCGGAUACCGAUGUGGGUGAUCUGCUUCUGGAGAAUCAGCGCGAAUAUCCGUAUGCACCAGAUGCUGAGGCGGACGCCGAAUCGGCGGACACCGAAUCAGCUGAUGCUGAUUCAGCGGCUGCACGUGUCGAUCCGAGCGAGAUCGGCAAUGAUUCAGAUGACGAGGCUGUGCCGAAGGCUCCAGCUGCUGCAGCCGCUGCAGAGACUGAACGGGAUGCGGAUGCCGAUGCGGCUACCACAGAGGCGCCCAUGUCGGAACAGGCUGCCACCGAUAAGUUUCGCAGCUUCGUGCUGCGCGGCAACGUCGAGGAGGCGCUGCAAUGGGCCACCGAUCACAAUCUGUGGACGCAUGCAUUCUUCUUGGCUCUCUACGAGGAUCGCUAUGCUCUGACGGAUGUGGCACAAAAGUUUCUCAAUCGCGCCAUCAAAGCGAACGAUCCGCUGCAGACGCUCUACCAAAUGAAGAGCUGUCACACGCCCGCCUGCGUUAGCCAGCUGCGCGAUGAGCAAUGGGGCGACUGGCGUUCGCAUCUCUCAAUAUUGGUGACCAAUAAAUCGCGCCAGCCCGAAUACGAUCGUAGCUCGGUAGUUGCUCUGGGUGAUACGCUCUUCCAACGCGGCGACAUCUAUGCGGCACACUUUUGCUAUCUAGUUGCACAAGAGGAGUUUGGACGUUACGACAGCGGUGCCACAGAGCUAAGCACGCUGACAGCCAAUGUGCCCAGGCUCAUCCUGCUGGGCGCCUCGCACUACAAGCCGUUCAAUGAGUUCGCCAGCAACGAGGCGAUCAUCAUGACGGAGAUCUAUGAAUAUGCUCGUUCGCUGUUCGAUAACAAGUUCAGCAUUGUGAACUUCCAGCAUUACAAAUUCCUGUUGGCCACACGCAUCCUGGAUUACGGACAACAUUUUCGUUGCACCAACUAUCUAGAGCAGAUAGCCAAUCAUAUUGAGCUCAAGCCGGAGAGCUAUGAUGCAGAUUUCAUAAAACGCGUUUGCGGUCUGGCGGAACGUUUGCGCUAUUAUGAUCCCAUACUGAUCAAUCGUGUGUCCUUUGCUAGUCCAACAAAUGCGACAAAUGGUGGUCAGGCGGCGCCACAAGUUGGUGCAACGGAGGAAAAGGAAUGGCUGCGUCAGCUGCGCACGCUGGCCGAUCAGCAGCCACAAGAGCAGCAACAUUUGCAACAGCAUCAGCAGCAGCAGCAGCAGCAAACAGACAUUGAUCAGCAAUUUGUGGAUUUGAAUAAGCAAAUGCGCGAGCUCAGCAUGCAAUAUGAGGAUAACAUGCAGCGUGAGCAGGAGGCGCAGCAGGAGCAGCAUCAGCAACAACAUCAGCCGGAAUACUAUGAACAGUCGGCCAAGGUGCAGCCGAGUCAUGAGCAAACGCUCAGCGAUAGCUAUGCGUCGCCUUUGUACUACGAUCCGAAUGCAGCACAGCAGCAGCAACAGCAACAACAUCUGUACGAUCCCUCGCAGCAACAGUUGCAACCGGGCGCUGGCUACGGCCACAUUGAAACUGCCACCGAGGCAUAUGGCAGCCACAAUACGCAGCCCUAUGAUGCACAGCCAGCAGCAACAGCUGGCUACGAUUAUUGGCCCGGCGAUGGACAGCAGCCCUUUGGCGAAGAGCAGCAUCAGCAAAUGCUACCCACAAUUUCGAUGCCAAAAUCAAAGAGUUACGAUGAUGACGACGGAGCUGCUACAGCCGGAAAUUCAGCGUCUGGCAACGCAACAGCAACGACAAGCAAACAACAGCAGCAACUGCAACAGCAACAAGCCGCAGCUGGCGGCUUGCCGGGCGUGCAGGGCAAUCAGAACGCUGGCUGGUUUGGUGGGCUGUGGAACAAGUUUUCGCUGAAGCCCAAAAAUCAAAUGAUUUUGCCGGACGACAAGAAUCCAACAAUUGUUUGGGACAAGGAGCGCAAGUGCUGGACAAACACAGAGGGCAAUGCCGAUGAAACGGAAUCCUUUAAGCCGCCACCAAAGAUGAGCGACAUGGGCGCCACGCCAGCAACACUCAAUACAUUGGGCAACGUGCCAACGCCAAUUGCUGCGCCAAAUCUGUUGCCACAGCAGCUGCCCAAUAAUGCGAAUGUCUAUGAGAAUCAGAUGGACUACGAUUAUGGUGCUGGCUAUCAGGAAACAAUGUAUGCAGGAGCACCAGCAGCAGCAGCUGAAUUACCUGCAAUGCCAGCGCCAGCAGCUUCUCCAUCGCAUGGUCUGGCUACAGCUCCCGUUCCAACAACAACAGCAGCAGCAGCAGCAGCAGCAGCAACGUUGCCCGGUGGAACGCAGCCAAAACUUCAAUCGAACAUGUUCAAAAUUAAGCGUAAUCGCACGUUGAAGAACUCCUAUGUCGAUGUAUUCAAUCCAUCGGGUGCGCCCAUCUCUGCGGCACCGCAAAAUGUAAUGGCGCCAACAAUGGCGCCGGUAGCCGUGCCACAAGGCGGUUUCUUUGUGCCUGGCGCAAUGCCACAGCAACAGCCGCAGCAGCAGCAGCCGCAACAGCCGCAGCAACAGCAGCAAUAAUAGAAA